GGUACUACUGUACCAACGCUAAUGGCGGAGUACGCAUGCGCAGUAGAGUCUUUACCGGAGCCGUAAUGGCGGAGAACGUACGGUCGCCUUUUGACUAUCGGGAGCCACCGACUCUCGACAGCGAUGGAGACGGUGGCAAGCCUCCGCCACCUCGGGGGCGAGUGUGUGGCCGAAAGAGAAAGGGCACUCCAGUGAAGGUGUGUGACCGUGCAUAUGUGACUGAAGAUGAAGAGGAAAGUUUGUCUGAGCACAGUUACAGCCCAGGUGAAGGGCAAUACCCAGAUGAAGCAGAGGACCGACUCCCCCCACCCAACAGUCCUUACUAUCUCGCUGACCCAACCCAGCUUUGUGUAUCAGAGCUCGGCGAAGAAGGCGCCAGUGGUGUUCGUGGCCCUGUGCUCUUUCCACCUCUACCACCUAACUGCAGGAUCAGAGAGGUUCAUUGUGGGAGUCAGGUACGACUGGUUGUCAUAGCGAUCAGAGACAUUGCCAAGGGUGAGGAAAUUACGGUGGACUACAACUUGGCUGAGUGGGGUGAAAAUGCGCUGGCUUUCCAUCGCUCUGUAUCACCACGAGGAUUUGAAUGCGGCUUCAAUCCAGACAGCAAUAUCAAGAAGGAAGAGGACGCAGCUCCGUCUCUCCCUCUGUCUCUCACAGUUUCAGACUACCUCACUCCCUCGUGGUCUCUCUCUCCUUCAUCGUCUCCUCUGUCUCGCUCUGAGGCCAGUGAUUCAGACCGAGAGGAAGAUGAAGAAGAAGAGGAAGACGAGGAAGAGGAUGACGAAGAGGAAGAAGAUCUUGAAGAGCUAAGGGGCCACAUGAUGCAGAGGCGCAAGAAGCGAAAAACGACAAAUAACACAGCCAAAAAAAAGCCUCAACCCAGCCCUCUUUCCUCUUUCCCUCCAUCCUCCUCACCUUUCCAGUCACCUUUAGCCCCACCGACCACAAACAUAAACAAUAACAUAAACAUAAACAUUAGCCGCAGCGCCAGUAGGAAGCAACACUGUCCUCAUUGUGGCCGUAAUUUCCGUUCUCUUGCUCGGCAUCUCGAAAAGCACCACGAUCAGCAACCGGAAAUCCGGAAUGCAAUGGAACUGUCACACGGCCCACGGUCCACACACACACCGCCCUCGGCACACACACGUGGCUCACACUCGUUCGCCUCACCACAGCCCUCUGCUUCCGCUUCCGCUUCCUCCUCUUCCUCUUCCACCUCAGCCACCCCCAAUCUCUUCUCUCGUGACUCUUCCGGCUCAGGUUCGGCGGCCAUGUCAUUCUCUUUAUCCCUCUCUCCUCCUUCACGCCGUCCUACCACCAAAAAGAGCCCUGCCUCUAUCUCCACUCCACCCAGAAAGAACACAGCACCUACUGCAGCAGCUGUGAAAAAGUCUUCCAGUCCUCCGGCCAAAAGGGGGCGACGUCCAAAGAAGGAGAAAGAAGAGAAGCAAAAGAAACAGGAGGAAAUAGAACAAGCAAAAGAAGAAGCUCCACCCACUCCGGGCCGAAACGAAGAGGUUGAAAGGGAGGAGAUAGAAGAUGAGGAGCUGGAUCUGACCGAAAUGAGGGAUGAUGACAGCGGAGAAGAGAAGAAUGGUGCAAGGUACUCUCACCGGUCCCACGUGUCUCCUCUCCUGUCCUCUCUCUCCACCCUGGUUUUGUAUCUCCGACGUCAGCAGCACACGUCCUUCCUGUCCCUCUCACGUUCAAGCAGCUCUGCAGAGGCCUGGCGCCUGCUAUGCCACUCCAGCCUGGCACUGCUCAUCCUCUAUAAUCGUCAUCGUGAGUGUGAAAUGGCAAAGCUAAGCAUAAAUGAUUACCGCAGUCGCAUCACAACUUCCUCUAACUCCAGCUCCCCACUUGAAGCAUCUUUAUCCCCUUUCGAGCGCCAAGUUUUGUGCCAUAGGCCCCGCGUGGGUGUUUUAGGAAAGCGCGGUCGGGUUCAGCCGCUAAUCCUUCCACCCCACUCUGAAUCCUGCCUCGAUUUGCUUCUGAAAACCUCCACGGAUGUGAACGUCGAUCCUGAAAGCCCUUAUGUAUUUUCUCGGCCGUUUCAUUCUCCUGCCACCCCUCUGCGUGGCACAGACCUCCUGCGUGGAUUAGCACGUUCCAGUGGGGCUAAAAACCCUGCAGCACUGACAUCUCCACGCACACGAAGGCAAGUCGCCAUCCUUACCCAGCUCCUGCUGAUGGAUGAGGGGGAGAAGGAGAGGCUUGAGCACUUCCUGCACAAUGAGUAUCACGUCACCCAAAGCUGUGCCAGAAUUGGCCAGGACCCAGCGCUGAUGGGCAGAGUGGGCCGUGUCGUGCUAUAUGGGGAGAGAGACGGCGUGUUGUUCAGAGGAAUGAGCCUCAAACACAUCUGCCUCGAGCUAGACGUAAUGUCUGGGAAUUCAGCAGAUUCUUUCUCAGAGGAAUCGGACAGAGAGGAAGAGAAGAGUAAUGAAAGAACAGAGGUGGGAAAGACAGCACGAGUGAACGGCCGAGGGCCAUCUAAAAAGGGCGCUAGUCCCGUCCCCUCGCCCACUACGCCCUCCCCGUCAGCUUCGCACAAGAGGCGGAGCUCACAAAUAAAAACAGAACGUUUACCCCACUUUUCAGGCAAGCGUGGUGUGCUGAAGAGGCCGUGGUCCGAAGCGGAGCGGGUCGCUGUGGAAACGCACCUAAAGCGAAACAUUGUGGAGCUGCGUGUACCGGCGAAGGCAGACUGCGAGCGAUGUUUGCAGCACUGCCCCCUACUGGUGAGCAACCAGCGUGACUGGAGAGCCAUUAAAUUCUACUGCCACAACCGGAUCCAACUACUGAAGAAACAGGGACGUGGAGGAGCGGCUGUCUGUUAGCUCAACACACACACACACACGCACACACACAAACACACACACGCACACCUACUGAGGGAGAGACUCUUACAGGACAUUCAGUCCUGGAACCAUGGGUUGAAUAAGUGACCAUACAUACAUUUUUUGGAUUGUUGUCCAUCAGUGUUCAUUGACCCCACACACACACUUGUACAUUGUAAGUGGUUGUAUAUGAGUGUGUCCUUUGGCUGCUCAUAGAUAAAGGUGCAAGUAAGUAAGCGAUCUUACACACACACGCACACACACACACACACUCUUUUGUGUCUAUACAUUUCAGCAUUUCACCCUAAACACACACACACACACAAAGUGUUAAAACUGAUUUAUGCCUAUAAACUGACCUCUUUGGACAAUUGGGCGUGUGUAUGAAAACAUUGUUACAUGCUUGACAUCAUUCAUAUACACGUGACAACGCAGCUCAAAGUACAUCACACACAGAUCGCAGCAAAGGAUGUAUUCCUUUAUGAACUAUUUUGUCCAUUUUCUUUUAUAUGACGAUGCUAAUCCUGUUUGGCCAGUGGAUUCUCAACAUUGGACUGAUUGUUAUAGACUUAUAUAUAAACAUCUGAAAUUUAUGUACCUGUCUUUUGACAAGCAGUUAUUUUGGGACCAUGUUUUGUCAUGUUGUUGGACUAUAUACAUACGUGUUUGUGUACGUGUGUGUAUAGAUAGAUAGAUAUAUAUCUAUACACACACACAGACGAUGUGAGAGGAACAGUAAGUCUAUUAUGCUAACGUGUUAAUUCAAUUAUGAAGGUUUUCUCAGUUCCAGUCCUAUUAAGGUGGCAUAAAAAACAGCUUAUUUAAUACUUAUAGGUUGACAGUAGCAAACAUCCCAGCCAACUAGCUGUAUAUUGGAUGAUGCAGCAGUAUAAAAUUAACCAGCUUCUGUAUGAAAUAAAGUAAUACAUAGACUUAAACAAGCGUUCAUAAUAUUUUAAACAAGAAGUAAUAUGUCGAGCUAUUUAUUUUAGUUCCUUGUAGGAUAACCUCCUCAGUACACCACUAGCCUAUAUUUUCCUUAUAUUUCAUAAAGUAAAAUAACUACACCAUUGAUUAAUGCUAGCCAGUAAACUAUGUUAAAGAACUUUCCAUGCAUGGCUUAAAUUAAUAGAGAUAUUUUAGCUAACUAACAGUUUUGCAAGAUAUUUAUUUGAACUACUCUAAGAUCAAGCUCUGUGUACUGCUAGCAAGACAAUAUAGUACUUUAUUUCACAGGUUGAUAAAUACCUUGCUAGCUUGUUAGUUGGCUAGUAUUUUAGCUUCUCCAAAAAUGACUCCUCGGCAUACUCGUGUUUAUUUUAUAUUAAGUAUUAUUACAUUUCACAAAUUGACAGUAGUUAUUAUAGUGUGUGUUAGUUUUUCUAGGUUUUGCUAAGCUUUUGACAUUGAUGUCAUAAAGUGGAACACUAGUCAGCUAGCUGUAUAUAUUAAAUAACCAGAGUGAUGCUAGCUGGCUAAAAACCUAGCAUGCUAUUUGGUUUAGUUACUCCAAAAAAAAGUCUCAGUAUAAAGCUACCAAGUUAAAGUUUCAUUCAUUUAUGUGGAACACCGCUUGCUAGCUUUUUUUUUUAGUUUUAGCGAUUCUGAAGAUUACCACGCCGUGUUCUACUUUCCCAAAGCUAGCUUUUUAUUUUUAACUUGUAGCGUAAAACUAGCUGGCUAAUAUGUUUAGUAAAUAUUUGAGUGGUCAGACCUAAUUAACACGCCAGCAUGCUGUUUAUGAUACAAUUAGCAGGCCAGUAUUUUACACAGUGAUAAAUAUCUUGCUAGCUUGUUACUGUGCCACUAUUUUAGCUGUUCUGUUUUAUUUCAUUAGCCAUAAGGUAAGCUAUCUGGCUGGUUAUAUUUGACUAACCUUGUGUGUAUUAUUACCUUUAUUAUCUAAUGCUAUAAUUGCUAACAACUAAGCUAGUUAGUGAUUUAUUUUUAGGUACUACAAUCACAACCCCACAGUUUUUACUGCAAGCAAAAUCAUGUGUUGAAUACAACAUGUCCCUGAUGAAGGAAACGAGUUCUAUUAAUAUUUUUUAUGUAAAUGGAACAAAUUUAAACACACCAUGAUGGACUGGAACUGAGUGAAUGCAUAAACCUCAAACGAUUUUUUUUUUCUUUUUCUACCCCUCCAAUUGAUUGUAGAUACAAAGUAUAAACACAGACGGAACGUUUUAUUCAUUAAGCUAGCCACGGAUUUCAUGUUCUCUCUGUUUUUGUUUUGUUUUAAAGCAUCAAAUUGUUUUAAGCCUGGUCUUAGUCUCACCUCUGCUGUUAGUGCUGAUUCUCCGUUAACCAAGAAGAGGCUUAAUCAUUGUAGAAUUAUUUCAUUUAUUUUCCCCCAGUAAUUAUCUUCAGAAUUUUUACUGUUCAUUUUUAUGGUUAUAAUUCAGCAGUAUUUUAUAUAAGCUAAAAUCCCAGUGUGACUGUGAUCACGAUCCUCCUUUUACACUGUUUCUACCCCCCCCCCCCCCCGAACCAUUUUAUCCCUAAUGAUUUAUAUAUUCCUGUUUCAUCCCCAGACCAUUGACUGUAUGUUGAUUUAUAGUAUAAACAAUGAACUUGUAUUAGCGUGCUAGCUAGCUUCGUGAAGGUGUACAUUCUGUAAAUAUCGACUUAUAUAAAAGUGCUACAUUUUGAAUUUUUUUUUCUUGUGUUUUCUUAAAUGGCAUUGUAAAGAUUUUAGAGUAAAAGCUGUUUAGAGACAGAUUAAUGUAUGUCACUGCAAGAAAUAACACACCUUUAUUUGCAGUU
Messenger RNA from Tachysurus fulvidraco (yellow catfish), 5603 nucleotides. RefSeq names its product serine/threonine-protein kinase TAO2. The record is from RefSeq and is a predicted model, not a curated record. The transcript has 9 exons. The coding region runs from base 36 to 2837 and encodes 933 amino acids. Lineage: Eukaryota; Metazoa; Chordata; Actinopteri; Siluriformes; Bagridae. Gene Ontology annotation, molecular function: protein binding.